AUGUUCAAAUUGAAUAUUGAGUUAUUGUAAUCAAUUAGCAACUUCAACUCAAAGUAAAUUUGCUUAGAUAGAUUCCUACUAAAACAUGGAAACUUUAUUUGUGAUUAGACUCAAUAUCGAAUAAUAAUUUCAUCCAUGUGUGUUUGUAAAAAGGGUAUUAUGAGGAUUCAUUAGCACAAUUCUGUUAGCCAAUAAGUGGAGAUGCAUUUGUAGUGGAAUUAGAAGAAUGUGAUGAUGGAAAUUUUUUUAUCCUUUUGA
Molecule: messenger RNA, 258 nt
Organism: Paramecium primaurelia
Lineage: Eukaryota; Ciliophora; Oligohymenophorea; Peniculida; Parameciidae
Source: the annotation of a GenBank genome assembly